UUACUAGAUAAUUGACAAUGUUAUGUAUAUAUAAACUUACCACUCACGAUCAUAUUCGUGUAAUUAAGCUAUGUACUAUUCAUUUAAGCACUUUGUAAUUCGCAUUGUUGAGGCGAAGCUUUCAAAUUCCCGGGUUUGACUUUGACAGCCAUAGAGACAUGGACAUGGACGUGGCCAGUUUUCAGAAAUGAUGGCGUCGAGCGAUGCGUUCGAAGGAAGGUUUGGCAAUACUUGCCGACUUUGCCUUAAGCAAGAGGGAAUUAUGUCCUCUCUGUUCGAGGCAACAAGUCCAGAGGAUGAUAGCAUGUUUUUGGUACAAAAAGUAACGUCCAUCGCGCCGGUUCAGAUCGAACGAGACGAUGGAUUACCGGAGUGGAUAUGUCUCAGUUGUCAACAACAGGUGGAAAAGUUGUACAAUUUUCGUAUUCUUGUUGAAAUCUCGGAUCGCACCCUGCGCUCCUGUUUACAAAGUUCACAGACUUCUUUUCAGGAUGGAAAGAUUAAGCUUGAAAGUCUUAACAAUGAGAAUGUUAUAGAAUAUAAAGAGUUCUCGAUGGACAGUAAUAUGCUGGACAGCGAUGUUGAUCUUUCACAAGUUAAUGCUAUAUUUGUACAAACGGAAGAUGGUAUUCAGGUGUGGAAGAUAUGUAAGGUCAGUGGACAGGAAGAUGAAGAAGGUGAAGAAAUAUCAGGAGUUGUUGAAGAAAAUUUAGGCGGCAGUAAUGCUCCGGAAUGUCCUAAGGAAGUGAGCGACUCUGAAAUUGAUGAUUUACAGGGAAUUCAGCGUUUUUUAAAGAAAGAAAAAAUGAAUGUCGAAGAUCUUCAGACCCAAGUGAAACAAAUAUUUACUUGUCAAUAUUGUGACAGUUUAUUUCUUACAAGUGAUGAUCUUGUGGAGCAUUUGGAGAUACAUGAACAAGAAACUGAGAAUGCAGAAUGUAAUGAUACUAAUAAUGAUAUGAGCUGUCAGUUAUGCCUUAAGCCGUUUCAAUCAUUAUCAGAAUUAAAGGUACAUAUCUCAGAACACUUCUUAAAUGGUCGUACAAAAUCUGAAUCAAACGCACAGCAAGACUUGAAUGAAAAUAACACAUCACAUCCAACUCUCAUCGCUGUUGACAGUAUAAGAGAAAAUGAAAUAACCGAUGAUAACGAAGCUCGUAAUCGUUUAUUCAUAUGCAUUGACUGUCAUGAAGUAUUUCCUCAAGAGGAAGAUUUCCUGUUUCAUCGGAAUAAGCACUUAACUACUUCAGGAAAGGCAUUUAAGUGCAAAUACUGUGCCAAAUUAUUUUCUCGAAUCAGUUCAAAACAUUAUCAUGAGCAAACUCACUCUGGAGGAAAAAAGUAUAUAUGCGUAGUAUGUGGAAAAUGUUUUUCAAAGAAGACCGAAUUAAAAUACCAUGAAGGUACUCACGUGAAUACACCAUCGAUAUGUACAGUUUGCAAUAAGCACUUCCUAAACGUGCAAUCAUUCAAGAUGCAUAUGAAGAGGCAUAUACUCGGCAGUCGAUACAAUUGCCAAACAUGUGGCAAAAGUUAUUACACCAAUGCAGAGCUUUCGAGACAUCUUCAAAAACACUCAGGCAAGCGUCGGUAUCCCUGUCACUUAUGUGAGAUGUCGUUUCUCUCUCAGCCAGAAUUAAACAGACAUUUAAAAUAUCAUAAUGGUGAGAAGAAGUUUAAGUGUAAAAUAUGCGCCAAGUCUUACUUUGAGUCUGGUCACUUGAAAGUUCACCAAAGGGUUCACACUGGUGAAAAACCUUUUGUAUGUACGGUGUGUAAUAAGGCCUUCAUCACCAAGUCAAAGCUUGUAAGGCAUGCGAAGAUUCACUCUAAAGAGCAGAUUAUUGUCUGUGAUAUAUUUCCAAUACAGGAAAAGGAGGGUGAGACUGUACCAAUAUUUUCUAACAUCGGUACAUAAGUAGACUUUAAAUUACAGAAUUAUUUGUAUUCAUUAGAUGAAUCCUUCAUGUAGAUGAUACAAAAUGUUAGAAAUUCUUUAAAAAUAGAUUAAAAUGAAAUCACACUUGUAUGUAUGUUUGUAUAUUGCUGUGUAACAGGAUUCACUGGGAAAUUAUAAAUGGUGGAGUUUAAAUGAUAUUCUAUAUCAAAUAUCGGAGUGUACAUGAUGUAUGUCAAACAUCGGAUGGGAGGAUUUUAUAAAAAUGUUUGUCAAAUGUCACCGUGGUUUCACGCUACUGUGAUUUUGUAUGCACUGUAAUAAAUUAUCAGCAUAUAUUGUUAUUCAGUCUCUCUGAAUUACGUCACGUCCGUUUAUUACAAAAAUGACCAUGGACAUUUAUUCAUAAACCGGUAUCGAGGUAAUAGACAGUCUCCACUCGUGCGACAGUUUUAUCUAUUACGAAGUAAUUCAAAUAAAAGGGAGCAAAACACAGCGAGUUGGAAAUAACACAGAUAAAUAUAUAAAUUCAUUUCCGGCGGAUACGAAGCACGUCAAUCUAUCCAAAUACAUGAAUACUAAACCUAUGCAUUAUUAAAAUUCAAAAAGAUUGAUAUUA
This is a messenger RNA of Cephus cinctus (wheat stem sawfly), 2516 nucleotides long. RefSeq names its product gastrula zinc finger protein XlCGF57.1. Bases 188 to 1918 code for a protein of 576 amino acids. Lineage: Eukaryota; Metazoa; Arthropoda; Insecta; Hymenoptera; Cephidae. Gene Ontology annotation, cellular component: nucleus. The transcript has 3 exons. Gene Ontology annotation, molecular function: zinc ion binding. The record is from RefSeq and is a predicted model, not a curated record.